CCCCGCGCCCCCCAGCCGCCGAGGCCGCGCCGAGAAGAUGGCGGCGCCCGUGUCGCCCUUGGUUACUGCGCGCUGCCUGCUGCGGGCUCGGGCGCGGGCCGCCGCCCUGCGGAGAGCAUAUGCGAGUCAGGUGGCAGAUGAGAAGACAGUCACAGGUACUCUUAGAGAUGCUAACGCUAGAGCCUUGUUGGUUUGCAGUGGACCUUUGGAACAUUACGACUUUCUGAUUAAAGAAGAAGAGCUGAAGAAUGAUGAGCAGCAAAGAAGAGUUGUGCAGCACCUGCAAAAGUUGCACGAGAACCUUAAAGGCUACACCAUCAGUUCAAAAAAUCUUCUCUCAAAGCUCUUUGCAAAAAACAAACCUCCAAAAGGUCUUUAUGUCUAUGGAGAUGUUGGUACAGGGAAGACAAUGGUGAUGGACAUGUUCUAUUCUCAUUUAGAAGUAGAAAGGAAAAAGAGAGUCCAUUUUCAUGGCUUCAUGCUAGAUGUGCACCAGAGAAUACAUCGCCUUAAGCAGAGCUUGCCAAAAAGAAAGCCAGGACUUAUGGCCAAAUCAUAUGACCCUAUUGCACCAGUAGCAGAGGAAAUAAGCGAAGAGGCUUCUCUCUUAUGUUUUGAUGAAUUUCAGGUCACUGACAUUGCUGAUGCCAUGAUUCUGAAGCAGCUUUUUGAAAACUUGUUCCAAAAUGGGGUUGUCGUUGUGGCAACAUCUAACAGGCCACCAGAAGAUCUCUAUAAAAAUGGUCUUCAGAGAGCUAAUUUUGUACCAUUCAUUGCUGUGCUGAAGAAAUACUGCAGCACAGUCCAGCUUGAUUCUGGAAUAGACUACAGGAAACGAGUGCUUCCUGCUGCUGGAAAACUUUACUACCUCACAAGUGAAGCUGAUGUGGAGGCUGUCAUGGAUAAGUUGUUUGAUGAGCUGGCUCAGAAACAAAAUGAUUUAACUAGACCAAGGAUUCUAAAAGUGCAAGGCAGAGAGCUGAGGCUGAAUAAAGCAUGUGGAACCAUUGCAGACUUCACGUUUGAAGAGCUGUGUGACAGACCUCUUGGGGCCAGUGACUAUUUGGAAAUAUCAAAGCAUUUUGACACAGUCUUUGUUCGUGAAAUUCCGCUUCUUACCAUGGCAAAAAGGACACAAGCUCGUCGUUUCAUUACUCUUAUUGAUACCUUCUACGAGCAUAAGGUGCGUGUUAUUUGUUCUGCAGUGACUCCUCUCCAAAGCUUGUUCCUGGUAGAACAUGACAAUGGUGAGCUGGAGGACAACAGAGUGUUGAUGGAUGAUUUGGACUUGAGCCAGGAUUCUGCCAAAGGACUCUCCAUGUUUACAGGAGAAGAGGAAAUCUUUGCAUUUCAGCGUACUGUCUCACGGCUUACGGAAAUGCAGACUGAGCAGUAUUGGAAAGAUGGGGACAGAAGUAAAAAACAGUUGUAAUUAAAAGUUGAAUAAAACCACCGAAAAGUAUGCAAAGAAGUAAGACUACAGAAUUGGAAGGCUUUUUAGCACAACUGAAAUAAUAAUUGCACUUUAUCAUCUGGACCAUGUUUCUUUGAUCAAGUGGUUUUCAUGUUUAGGACAUGAGGACUGAUUUAAUUUUCUGUGCCACCGGUGUGUGAACAUGUGAAAUUUUACCUUAAUUUUAUUUUCUGUAAGACAUAACUUUGACGUUCAGGGAGUUUAACUGGAUUAGAAGAUUUCUGGAGUAUUGCUGUAGAGACAAAGUCAGUGGAUUACGCAGGGUUCACAGUAGAUUGAUAAAGUUACAUGAAGAGGGCACUUUGUGGUUCAUGCACUACGUCUGUCAUGUAUAAUGCAGUUUGCACAAGAGAGAUCAAAUGCUUUAUGAAACUCCUGAUGUUCUGUAGCGUUCUCCUAGAACUACUCUGUAGCGUAUUCUGUUUUUUCUUUUCCUGUGUGUAGCCAUCUGCUGACUUUCAGACUCUAAGAGUUUGAUGUAAUCAGACUGUUGCUCAGUCUGGUUAAUUGAAAAUGAGCAGUUUGAUCCAAGAGACAAGACUGAGGAGGAGCUUGAAGGUACUUGAAACCUCAGAGGAUUAAACCCAAGUAAUCAUGUAUGGUAAAAGAAACUAUAAGACAGGGUAUACUGUAACAUGUAAGUGCAAGUUAAUACUUUUCCUGUAUUUUCCCGUUCUUGCAAGCUGGGUGUGCUGCAUUCACAUUACUGAUACAUUUCUAUUCUGAAUUAUCUCAGGCUUCAUCUCUGUGGCACCUUUCACUGCUACUAGCACAUCAGCCCUGGUCUGGGGAUGAUAGUAUGCAGUGCUACUGAGGCAAUUAAUCAUAAUACAAUACAAAUGUGUUUUAUGAAAAAGAUGAGGUAUUAGCUGAUUCCCAAAAUCACAUCACCUAUUCUUAUGUUUGUUGGAAGCUUUCUUCAAGUUAAAAACGCAAUUAAUUGUUGUCAUUCUUGGUUUUAAUCUGACUGAAACAAAAGAUGGUACUGCUUGUAUCGGCUCAUGCUCUACUUUUAUUUAAAAAAAAAAAGUUUUAAAAGCACAUUUUAAAACCCCGAAUAGAGAAAAAUACUAUACAGAUGAUCUGAAAAGAUUGCCACAAUUUCUUAUGGAGGAGAUAUGUAACACAUCAUCCACAAAUUUGAGAGGUUUUCUUGGAUUUUGCAGUGUGACUUUUUCUUGUUACCGUAUGUAUUACCAAGAAUAUUAGUUUCUGCCUUUAUUAAGCCUGAUUAAAUUGUCUGAAUCCUAACCCCCAUCACUAAUACAGAAGGUUUUUUAAAGGGACUUUUUGGUAGGGGAAUUAGGGACUAGAGAGGUCCUGUGUGCUUGGAUGUCUUACAGCAAUACAGGUGCUUUGGGAGUCACGUGCUCAAGUCUGAUUUCCUGUUCUGACCACUUCUGUUUGCCCUGGAAGUUACUUGAACUGGCAAUACCUGUUAUCCAAAUAACUUUUAGAAACUAUGCUUAUCAUUUACAAUUCGUGCGACUAUGUUAUUCGCACAAGAGUGACUACAACUGAGAAUUUUAAUGUAUAUUUAUGAAAAAUCCAAUAAAAAUGUAUUGCACUUAGAUCAAUUUUUCAAUUCCUAAGUAUGUCUUCAGAUAUUUUAAGUUUCUCAACUGAGAGACUAUUGAGAUUCAUGUGGGUGUGUCUGUGUGUAUAGACACAGACAUGCAUAGAUGUAUACUUCAUUCAUACGUACAUGAACGUAGAUAAAGCUAAUAUAUAUAAUUUAAGUGUGUAUGGUUAUAUAUUUAUACACGGCAGUCUGUACUCGUCAGCCUGGCCUCAGCUAGGCUGUAACUGUCCUGAAGUUUCUGCUGAGUCUGGACUUUUUCUUCUAAUAGAAUUCAAGUGCCUCUGGCCUUGUCCAAACCAGAAUUUGUUGUGGGAAAAUGGGAGGUGGUGCUAUGUUCCCUAAAGCAUCUUGCAUCUAGAUAUUUAUAUGCAUUAUUUAAAAAAGUGUGCGUGUUUAGCUUGUAUGUCUUCCUCCGUCAUGUGGUAUAAGGGAAAUGCAAAUAAUUGCAGAAAUACAGGUGAGACAUCUGGGACACGUGAGAGAGGAGUUCUGGCAGGCUUUGUAUUCCCACAGAGACUCAGGCCGUGGAAGUGAAGUGGUUUUCCACGGUCUGUGUGGGUGCUGACUGAUCUCAUUUAACCAGGGUCUGCUGGGCAGAUAUGCUUGUGCUCAAACUGGUGCAGCAAAUACCUGAUGGUAUUUGAGGCUUUUCUGCAUUGUGUGCGCUGAUCCCAAACUUGGAUACUCCAACUUUUUGGAAGCACAGCUCCUAACGCAGCAGGCCAGUGGAGUCACUGAAAGCCUCCUGGGAUGCAGGUGAACUCUGUCAAGCCAUGGGAGGGAAGUCAAGUUCCCUGAGCUUCCAGAGCCAAUGCAAGCUUCCAAAGUGUAUUCCUAAACAAAGCCAUAGGGCACUCUGGACUUGGCCAGCAAGGAAGUUCUCUGCUGGGAUUCGUUGGUAGGUGCUGGCAGCAAUGAGGCAGAGGAAAUGGGGAGUACUUCAGAAGUGUUUUGGGGCUGAAAGAGACUGAAAACAGGAAAAGCUGCUUAAAUCACUGUGCAGUACCUGUGGUUGCACGGGAGAGUGUGGAUUGCCGCUUUGAGGUCAGGACCACAGGGAGAGAUUGACGGGACCAAUUUGUCAGGCAGCCCGGACGCUGGGGCAGGGAGUGAUCCCUGCAGUAACCACAGAAGCGGCGUGCCUCUGUGCAGCCGUGUCCUUAAAGAAAGCGAGGCCCUGCGUGCUUCUUGUAUGGUGCUGCUUUUAUAAUUGUGUGGCACGCAUAAAGUCUGCUUCCAACAGGAAAUUUGGGGUGAGAGGGCUGCUGCUGAGGCCAGACGGCUUCCAGGCAGUUGGGCACUGACCGGGAUCUGUCGCUGAGGCACGAUGGGUGGAGCUGGGUGCGACCUGCCCAAGGUGCUCAGUGCUCCGGCAGUCCCAUCCCCUGCUGCCUGGCCUGCUCCUCGCUGCCAGGAGACAGCAGCUGUCCUUCGCUUUCUGCUCCCACGUUAAGAUGUUUCACUUGCCAAAAUGUAAACAGUGAAAUGCCUGCGAAUGAAUUGCACACACUCCUUAAUGGCCUUAAAAUUGCUGGAUUUAUGCUGCAUGCUUCCAUCCAUCAGAUCUGGAAUGUUUUUAUCUAUCCUUUAUUCAUUCCACAAACGUUAUUGCUGAGUUAUUUUAAACAUCUUUUUGAGUAACCUUAUUGAUGUGGUAUGAGAUUUUGCUGCCAUAGAAAGUAAAAUCCUUGUGAUUAUGGACCAUGUGAAGCGUUUCAUGUUGGCUUAUGAAGGCCACGUCCUGGCUGAGAAUCUCUUGGUAACUUGUUUCAAAUACUCAAUUGACAAAGCUGUUCAGAAUGCCCAACAAUUUGAACUACAACCUCUAUGAGUGUAGUUACUCCAUCCCUAUAGACGAUCUAUCUUGAAAGCUGUAUUUUCAGUUCGCAUUCUUGUGCUGCAGCUCUUAUUUAUUUUUUUAAUAAAUAACACAAUUGUAUCUUUCUAAACUAUUGCUUUUCAGUAUUUACCUUUGCACAAAUUGAGGGAACAAUUGCAGUGUUUUGGGUAUAAUGAGACAGCCUACCGAAGGUCUUCAUAGGAAUUGAAGAUGCACUUCUUGCUGUUGUCAUUAUUUUAAUCUAAAAGGGAAAAAACAUUAAUGGGUUUUCAUGAGUAAAUGUGAUCAUAACGACACUACAGCUGGAUAGAUGUCACCAGUUCUGCAGUAAUUUAAACAUGAACAAAAUGACCAGGUUUCAAACAGUGCCCAGCAUGGUCACCAGGCAUCUAACAAGGAGGGAGAACAGUCUCUCCGUCAAGACCUGUCUAAGAGGAUCAAGAUUUGGGGUUUUCUUUCUGCAGUUGUCUGGAGCUUCGUUACCCCUGCACCUCAGUUUCCUCGUUGAUAAAAUGGGAAUUGUGUUAUUUCCUUAUUUGCUAGCCCUGGAGUGCUGCCAGGCUUAACUCAUUAAUAUUCUAAGAUGUUUUCUGAGGCUCUGGGAUGAAAAUACUUCAGUAAAGUAUGUAAAUAGUGCAAAAAAUAAUUUAGCUACUCCAAGUGGAUUAGUUUCCUUGUUUGGGUUACAGAAUUAAUACCUUCAACUAAACACCAUGUGCCUCUUUGCAGAGUAAUUUUUUUUUGUACAACAUGUCUAUUUUAAAGAAAAAAAUAUCUGAGGUAUGUGAUUAAAAACCAAACCAGUUCAUGUAGUUUUUCUUCUACCUGUAAUGAUAGAUUUCCUUUAUGACUUAUUACAACCUUAGCUCCUGUACUUGUGAACUGCAGUGGCUUUGUAAAUUUUGUUGAGAUUUACAUUUGAAUGUAAACUGAGAAUUUUUUAAACACAGAAUUGAGUCUAAUAUAUAACAAACCGAACCCUGUUAAAUCUGUCUUAAUUGAAAAUAUUUUGUUGUAAUAAAAAAUAAAUCCAGAUUUUAUAAGCAUU
Cygnus atratus (black swan) is the source of this 5944-nucleotide messenger RNA. RefSeq names its product AFG1 like ATPase (gene AFG1L). Gene Ontology annotation, molecular function: ATP binding; ATP hydrolysis activity. NCBI's taxonomy places the organism in Eukaryota, Metazoa, Chordata, Aves, Anseriformes, Anatidae. The coding region runs from base 38 to 1432 and encodes 464 amino acids. Gene Ontology annotation, cellular component: mitochondrion; cytoplasm. The record is from RefSeq and is a predicted model, not a curated record. The transcript has 13 exons.